Portunus trituberculatus (swimming crab) is the source of this 1006-nucleotide messenger RNA. NCBI's taxonomy places the organism in Eukaryota, Metazoa, Arthropoda, Malacostraca, Decapoda, Portunidae. The record is from the annotation of a RefSeq genome assembly.
GUGACCUUUCCAAUUUCCUAUCUCUUUUUUUUUCUAACUCUUCUUAGAGGUACCACUCUCUCCGUCUCUUCGACUUCUUGAUUUGGAGCAUGGCUUGGCCUAGAACUUAAUCUUUUAUCGUUUAUUCCGCUUAUUACAACUAAAUUAUGUCCUUAUCUAACGGAAGCAGCCAUCAAAUAUUUCUUAAUCCAAGCUUUGGCAUCAACAAUUUUAAUCAUAUCCGCCUCAAUUUUUCUUUACGCUCAGUCAAUUUCUCACGUAAUAAUUCUGCUUUCACUCCUUCUAAAACUAGGUGCUGCCCCUUUUCACUUCUGAUUUCCUCAAGUAACUGAAGGUUUAUCUUGACCUCAAGCUUUUAUCCUUUUAACUAUUCAAAAGCUUGCUCCUAUAUUUCUAAUUUCCUACUUGACUUUUUCUGACACCCUUAUAUCAAUUAUUAUAUUUUCAGCCUUAUUGUCCUCACUUGUUGGGGCCCUUGGUGGAUUAAACAUAAUAAAGUUACGAAAGUUAAUAGCUUUUUCUUCUAUUAACCAUAUAGCUUGAAUGUUAGUAGGUAUUUAUUUAGGUGAUAUUUACUGAUUAAUUUACUUCACUUUUUACUCUUUUGUAUCUGGUUCUGUUAUUAUACUUCUUUAUUCUACUCACUCUUUUACAGUCUCAAAUUUAUUAAAUCAAAGAAGAAAAAGUUUAUUACUUAAUAUGUUUAUUCCGAUAAAUAUUCUAUCUCUUGGAGGAUUGCCUCCGUUCCUAGGAUUUGCCCCUAAAUGAAUUAUAAUUCAAUUUUUAUCUGCCAAUUCAAUAUUCAUUCCUCUUUUAGUACUUCUCACUUCAAGUCUUAUCACACUUUAUUUCUAUCUACGACUUUUUAUUCCUUUAUCCCUUUUAUCUUUUUCUUUCUUUAUUUCUAAUGUUAAACUAACAUCCUUAUUUUCAUCUUCGUAUACUCUUCUCUCUAUAUCAUUCAUUAACAUUUUUGGUAUUUUAUUCCCAAUUCCCUUCAUAAUUU